CUAGAGGGGGCAUUUGAGAUUUGACAUUCUAAAUUACCCUAUAAUUUGGAUGAAUACAAUAGACAUGUUUGAUUUGAUUCUUGUUUGAUUCUCUCAUUUCAUUUAUCCUUACUAAUCUGAUAUUUAAACACUGAAGAGUGAACUUGAGUUAGGUUUAGCAUAUUGUGCUUGUAAAGUAUUUUAUGUAAUUUCCCAUCCACGAGGAUUCCCAAUCAAGUAAAAUGGUUGUAGUUUCGUCGAAUUUCUCGGCACCGGUUGAAGGCAUACUCCUGGAGACUCCAUCAACAAAGCUGUUGGUGAAUGACCAGGAAUUGGGCACAGCCACAUUAUACAUAACAGAAAACAAUGUGGUGUGGGGUGGUGGCGUACGGCCUACUGGUGGCCUGGCACCAACAAUAAGCCUCCUGUACCCCAGUAUUUCACUGCAUGCUGUACAAAGAGACCCUUCACCAGCACUGUACAUGGUGCUCAACUACGAACUAAGGUUACCUGAGCUCACGGGCCAAUCUGGGGGCGGAGACAGCAACUCACAAGACGAUGACGACUUUGAUGCUGAAGAUCAGCCUAUCACACAAUUGAGGUUUGUGCCUCAGUCUGAAUCAGAGCUGCAAGCGAUGUACUCGGCCAUGUCACAGGGACAAUCCCUUCACCCUGACCCAGCUGAUGAGGUUGAUGAUGAGGACAACUACCUUGACGGUGAAGAGUUCGAUGAUGGCGAGGAGGAAUUCGAGGACGCGGAAGAGAGUGGAGGCGACGAUGCGGCCGCCAGGCUGAGGCAGCUGCGGCUCGACCACAACGGGGCGCAACACUAUCACGAUGCUGAAGACGAGGAGAUUGGGGAAGAGUGAUAUGACGUGAACAGCAACCUUAUCCCGGUCGGCAUGAUGAUGGGUGGCCACGCUUAUAUUUAGUCAACCGUGUGUCUGUUACGAGUGGAUUCAGAAAUGAGUGAUGCAUACUUAUUUUUAUUUCAAAGGUUAUGUUACUUUAAACAAAGUAUAACUAACGGGU
Messenger RNA from Chilo suppressalis (striped riceborer), 1011 nucleotides. The record is from the annotation of a GenBank genome assembly. NCBI's taxonomy places the organism in Eukaryota, Metazoa, Arthropoda, Insecta, Lepidoptera, Crambidae.